AUGUCGCUCUGUCUCACCUUCAUCGACUUGAAGAAGGCCUUCGACUCAGCUGAGACCGAAGCGGUCGUGGAUGCCUUGGACAACCAAGGCAUACCCGCUCAGUACAUAAAGAGGGGGGUCCGACAGGGUGAUUCAAUCUCACCCAAAAUAUUCACAACCACCAUCGAGAACGCAAUGCGGAAGUUGGAAUUGGAUGACAUGGGAGUGAAGCAUCAGCUAAGCGGAACGAAUGUUGAUCGAAUUCGACGAAACAUGUGGAUGCAUCGGUCUUCAGCUGAAUCUCCAAAAGACGAUGUUCAUGCGCAACGGAUGGGUCUCAGAUGCUCCAUUCACGCUCAAUGGAGGAACAUGUCCGAAUGCACCAGCUACGUUUAUCUGGAUCGGGAAUUGAACAUGAUGAACGACCUGACCCCCGAACUGGGCAGGAGGAGAGGAGCAUUUUGGGGAGCAUAUAAGAGCAUCGCGAAUGUAGUGAAGAAGACCAGGAACACCCGACUCCGUGCUCACCUCUUUAACACCACCGUACUUACUGCUUUGACCUAUGCUUCAGAAACCUGGGCAUUUCGCAAGCAGGAAGAAAACGCGAUCAUUGUCAUCAACAUGACCUUUGCUGAUCUCGUUAUGUGUUUGUGUUAUAUGCUGACAAGACCAUAUCUGAGUUUAUUUCCUAACAUGGCUUGUAAUCCCUACUACGUUACCAUAUGGACAAUUCAACUUGUCAGCUGCGUUAAUUUGGUGUGGUUGAAUGUCGAUAAGCUGAUUUUCAUCCAGUUCCCUCUACAUUACUAUUCAAUUAUAAAUAGGAAAAAAGUAUUGAUUCUGAUGGCAGCCACAUGGAUUGUUCUUGGAUACAUUUCCUUUACGGUGGAAUCUUUUAUGAGAAUUGCGGCAAGAAUUCUUUGGUUUUCGAUAUUUUCAUAA
This is a messenger RNA of Necator americanus (New World hookworm), 921 nucleotides long. RefSeq lists its product as uncharacterized. Gene Ontology annotation, biological process: neuropeptide signaling pathway. Gene Ontology annotation, molecular function: neuropeptide receptor activity. The record is from RefSeq and is a predicted model, not a curated record. Gene Ontology annotation, cellular component: membrane. Lineage: Eukaryota; Metazoa; Nematoda; Chromadorea; Rhabditida; Ancylostomatidae. The transcript is spliced from 5 exons. Bases 1 to 921 code for a protein of 306 amino acids.